UAUUCGAUUGCUGAACCAAACUAAACAUUUCGGCAGCUUGACGCUGUCGGGUACGAGUCCUGCAUUAAACUAACGCUCAAAUGCUGAUACUAUUGUGCGUAUACUUUGGCAAAGACCGGAUAGUGAAAGAAUAAAUAAUUAAUGAGUACACUGAAGAUUAAACGAUAAAAAAUUAGCCAUAUGUUGUGUAGUGAGGGUUGCAAUUAAGUGCCAAAAUAUUUUAGAAGUCGUCAGUAUGAAGCCUCCAUUAAAAGCAGAUAGUGGGCUCAAUAAAGAACAAGCUACAGCCAAACAGAUGAAAAAGGUACAUGGAUCAACUUCAUCCAACGAGAAUGAAGAUUUCAUAUGGGAAGAAAGCGACGAACAAAGAUGGUCACUUUCACGUUGGUGCAAACCGUCGUGUGUCCCAAUUUCGUUGCUUUUUAUUGUGAUAGUGUUGGUUGUGUUGCUACCUCUAUUAGAACACGGUGAAAAGCUGUACAGCGCGAGAACAAAGACCAGUCGCCUAAAAGGAGAUGUUUGCGAUCAAGGAUGCAAAAUUCAAAUAGCGGAAAGUAUUCCCGAAGGACUGACCUACCCGGAUGGAAGUCCAUCGUUCCUAUCAACCUAUAACGCGUGGAAAACUUUGAUAGGAUUAGCAACAGAAACGAUCGAAAUCGGAUCAUUCUACUGGACGCUGAGAGGUGAAGAUGUGUACAAUCAUUCGUCUGCCUGGCAGGGCGAGGAUAUAUUCAAGGAGCUGCUGCAAACAGGUCUAGACGGAAAAGUGACUAUAAAAAUAGCACAAAGUGCUCCAACAUCGUCGAAUCCGAGCGUUGAUACGGAAGUUUUGGCCAAAAGAAAGGCAGCUCAAGUACGAUCGGUUGAUUUUCCCCGACUGUUCGGUGGAGGUGUCUUGCACACGAAAGUAUGGAUUGUAGAUAGAGUUCACUUCUAUGUGGGAAGUGCCAAUAUGGACUGGCGAUCGUUAACUCAGGUUAAAGAGCUUGGAGUUCUAGUAACGAAUUGCUCAUGUUUAGCAACGGAUAUUGCUAAAAUAUUUGACGUGUACUGGGACAUGGGGACUGCCAACUCCCAAAUUCCUUCUCAAUGGCCCGAUGCAUAUUCGACCAAGUACAAUUCGAAUAGCUCGAUUUCAGUUAAAGUCAACAAUAAAUUUACUGUUGACACAUAUUUAUCUAGUUCACCACCUCCUAUGUCGCCACGUGGUCGCUCAAAUGAUCUGGAUGCUAUAAUCGAUGUAAUCCAGCGAGCUGAAAAAUUCAUCCACAUAUCUGUUAUGGAUUAUUUUCCUUUAACGUUAUACACUCGAAAGUCACUUUAUUGGCCUGUUAUCGACAAUGCCCUCCGCAGAGCGGCGAUAGAACGAAAGGUUUCGGUUCGACUGCUGAUCUCCUACUGGAAGCACUCACGUCAAUCGGAAGCGUACUUCCUGAACUCAAUUCAAGCGUUGUCCGGUGCUAUCGCGGGAGUUACAAUUGAGGUAAAACGUUUCAUAGUACCAUCCGAUAAAGAGCAGGACAAAAUUCCGUUCGGUAGAGUGAAUCAUAACAAGUACAUGGUUACGGAUAACACCGCCUACAUCGGAACCUCCAACUGGUCUGGAGACUAUUUCAUCGACACUGCCGGCAUAGGAUUGGUGAUGUCAACUUUUAGCCCCAAUGGAACCAUUGUUGGUGAUCUUCAAGCUAUUUUUGAAAGAGAUUGGAAUAGCAAAUACGCUGUAAGAACUGAUUAAGUAGGAAGGUAGAUCUCAUUGA
Sabethes cyaneus is the source of this 1760-nucleotide messenger RNA. Its product is annotated as 5'-3' exonuclease PLD3-like. The record is from RefSeq and is a predicted model, not a curated record. Gene Ontology annotation, molecular function: catalytic activity. The transcript is spliced from 7 exons. NCBI's taxonomy places the organism in Eukaryota, Metazoa, Arthropoda, Insecta, Diptera, Culicidae. Bases 236 to 1738 code for a protein of 500 amino acids.